ACCAAAGGGUGAAUUAGUCUGAAGCUAGAAACAGUUCAGUCUAUAUUUUUUCUUUGCGAAUCAAAAAAAAAACAAAUAAAAAUGAUGAAAGAAGUUAUGUUUCCCGUUGUGCUUGCACUGUGUGUUGCCUACAUCAGCGCAACAGAAGUCAACGUCUGUAAAUCUGGUCUUCCAUUACCAGUCUCAGUUGGAGUGUUGAAUUGUGAUAAGGGACCAUGCGAGUUACCGAAAGGCACUGAAGUAUUCAUGAACCUAACCUUUGAUGCACCGAAUGAUUUGGAGAUUUUCGAGCCGAAAAUCAUCGCACAUGCUCUUGGAAUCGAUGUGGAUUACCCAUUAGCUGAACCAAACGGUUGCAAUCAGUUGGUUGACGAUGAGUGCCCUCUGGAGGAAGGCCAACGUGUUUUAUACGCUACUUCCAUGGAGGUUUUGAGUUUUUAUCCAAAUAUUAACUUCGGAAUUGAGCUGACCCUGUACACCUACAACGAAGAUGGCGACAAGUUCCCAUUCACCUGCUUCCAGAUCGACGGAAAAGUCGUGGGUUGAUUUUGCUUCUGCUCUCCUCCAUUGUCAAAUCUAAAAUGAAUGAAACAUGAGUAUUAUAACGCUAUUUAAAAUAAACAUACAUUAAUUUAUCAA
Dalotia coriaria is the source of this 639-nucleotide messenger RNA. RefSeq lists its product as uncharacterized. The record is from RefSeq and is a predicted model, not a curated record. Gene Ontology annotation, molecular function: sterol binding. The transcript is spliced from 4 exons. Lineage: Eukaryota; Metazoa; Arthropoda; Insecta; Coleoptera; Staphylinidae. The coding region runs from base 82 to 546 and encodes 154 amino acids. Gene Ontology annotation, biological process: sterol transport.